UGGUAGUUGGGUAGACCUGUACAUCAUAUCAUGUUUUUAAGUACUGAUCAAUUGCUGGAAACAAGUUACAUUUUGCGUAAAAAAAAUCGCAUAAAUUAGAAUUAAAUGAUGUUUCUGAAAAACCCUUAAAUGGUAAUGAAGACCGUUUUCCUUAUUGUUCCUACCCAUAUAAAACAUGUUCACCCUUUUACCGUAAGCUGCCUACCCAGAAGCUGCAGGUCGCCCGGAGAUCACUCCCCCUCGCCUGACCGGUAACACGUUCCAUUUUGGUUGUGUUGUCCGUUACAAUGGCAUUAUGCCUGAGAGGGCGAGAUUUCAGGUUCAGUUUUUGGCUGAUGGACAUCCGUUUGGUGGUAUCCAUACGGCUUCCGAUGACCAUAACUGGCACGUACAUAUGAACCCCAUGGAUUUGAAGGGGAAUUUAGGGAAACACAUAAGAUGUCAGGUUCGUCCUUACUGGAGCGGCCACGCCAUUACAAGCAGACCUGUCAUCAGCAGAAAUAACUACUUUGCUGGAAUAAAGAUAGCAGAUAUUAACGGUAAUGACAUCAACCAGAUAGUCGUGCGGAAAGACGCACCCGAACCCACAGAAAUCCAGUUAUAUUCAACAAUUCCUGUCACCAUGGAGACACACAAAAUUAUGUUUAUACCUGGUUUGGAGAGCCAACUUUCUGUAACCCUGCGCACUGAGAGUCCCGGUGUGGCCAAGACCGUCGUAACAUCUACUUGCGAGACGAUAUUCCUUCAACGAGACUGGAAUCAGACGGCACAUAAAUUGUUUGGAAGCAAACCAGUCAAAAUACAAGCCGUGAUGGACAAUGCGCGGCCAUCUGGUCGACCAGACAUCCCCAAACUGUUGUAUUUUACACCAAUACCAGCGGCGCUGGGACAGAGCAUUUGGGAAAAUUAUGUUCUUCCAGCAUUCCAGGUAACCACAGUAGAUGUGAACACGGGAAUUUGCACUAGUGUCACGGAUCCCCAUCUGAAAACAUUUGAUGGCAGACGAUUUGAUAUCCUGCGUGAGUUUGGAGAAUUCGUCCUAACUAGAUCAAAAUAUGGUGAAUUUGAGGUUCGCGAACGGCAUUGGUCUUGCUCGAGCUCUGGCGUAGCAUGCAACUGCGGGGUGGCGGCGAGGGAAGGUCCCCACAUCUUAAUAGUAGACCUUUGCCAUGGUAACGUGGACCAACUCCGAAAAACAAAACUACAACCGAGAGUGUAUUACAGGACUACUGCUAUCACUGGGACGUUGCCAAACGGGACGUACAUCCAUUCUGAUUCCACGGGCAAAAAAUAUGUGUUGAAGUUUACAUCUGGCGCCUGGGUGGAGGCCCGCGUAAACAGGUAUUGGGGUCUAGAUAUAACAGUCAGCGUUCCCAGUGGUUACAAGAAGCACAUGGCUGGGUUGUGCGGUAAUUAUGAUGACCAGAGUGAUAAUGACAUCGUUGGAUCUCUGCCAAAUUUCAUUUCAAACAACAAAGUGACAGUUGAAGACAGCUACUUCGGUCGAAAGCUUCCGUGCCCCUUACCUUUGGCAAGAACCCUUCAAGACUUCUGCUAUUGCAAUAAAACGGGGGAAGAGAGAUUCGUAUGCGACUAUGCCAAAGUUGUACCAGAUCCAACCGACCUAACGAACAUGAAGCCAGUAAAACCGAUCAUCACUCCUCAGACAUGUGGAAAACGGAAGCGACGGGACAUUGAGGACCUUAUGAUGUCCUCUGAUGACGUCAUGGAAUUUGACGAUUACGUGUACACACCCGUGGUCCCAACUGUACGGCAGCCUGUAGUUAUCAAACCCCGUGUUGGGCCUGGUGGGCCUGGUGAUGGACCCGGGAGGAAUGUGCAGGCUAUGUUGAAAGCUGUUUCUGUUGACGAAGUACCGGUGGUGCUCCAACCUCAGGAGAUCAGGCGCAUCUGCAGUGAGGCCAUCGAGACCUCUUCAAUUUCGACAUUGUGCAAGGAUCUCCCCGGGUUUGACGUCAGCUCCACGAUGGAAGAAUGUAUAUCUGAUAUUCAGUUGACAAACGACAUAACGUUUGCAGAAGCCGCUUCCGACAAUAUGGAGGACCGCUGCAUCCAGUAUGCAUCCACGCUUUCCAGUGAGAAAGAAAAUGUUCAGAAAAUCUUGCGUCUUCGCUGUCCUCGCCAAUGUAGCGGACAGGGUCGGUGCGACAAUGGACAGUGUCACUGUCACGCUGGAUUCACUGCUGAGGACUGCUCGGUCAGGACAGAUAGCAUCCCCAGCGUGUUCUUCAGAAUAUCUGGGCGCGCUGUGCAAACGCGUUCCUGCGAUGCGCUCAGACGGCCAUGUUUGACGACCAGACUUCAAGCGACUGGAGCGUUCUACAGGAGUUCGAAUCUCACUUGCAAGAUACAACACAUAGUGAUGACGUACAAUGGACACGAGUUCGUGGAGAGUGAUGUUACAACCAAAAACACGAAGGCGGAGUUCGUGUCAUUCGGCGAAGUGAUCUGCCACAUUCCCAGUACAGUGCGGAGUGCUGUGCUAGCGAAACCAAUUGCGGGCCAAGCAGUUCAUGUUGUUGUUAGAUUGCAAAUAUCAGUCAGUAAUGAUGGCGUUCGAUUCUCCAAUGAAGUGAAUCUGUUAGUGUUUAAUUCCAAACGCGUAGAGUAUAACAGCCGCACACAGAGCUGGGAACCGAAAGUGUAAGAGAAAGAAUUAUAGUUUGUGUAAUUUAAUUUUUUU
This is a messenger RNA of Lingula anatina, 2704 nucleotides long. Its product is annotated as von Willebrand factor D and EGF domain-containing protein-like. Gene Ontology annotation, molecular function: signaling receptor binding. Gene Ontology annotation, cellular component: cell surface; extracellular region. Lineage: Eukaryota; Metazoa; Brachiopoda; Lingulata; Lingulida; Lingulidae. Gene Ontology annotation, biological process: anatomical structure development. The record is from RefSeq and is a predicted model, not a curated record.